Molecule: messenger RNA, 2355 nt
Organism: Macrosiphum euphorbiae (potato aphid)
Lineage: Eukaryota; Metazoa; Arthropoda; Insecta; Hemiptera; Aphididae
Source: the annotation of a GenBank genome assembly
AUGGACAUUCGAACGUUUUUCAAAAAACCACGGCUAGAAAAUGAUGAGAUAGAAAAUAGUUUUAAUAACCAGUCACAACCAAUUGAACCAGCGAGAAAUGCAUCUCCAGAAAGAAAUGUAUCAGUGUCACUUCCAGAGAUUGUGCACCAACAUGACAUAGGAUUAUAUGUGAAUAAACCUGCAACUGAAACUAUUGACUUGUUUCCGGGACUUCAAAAUUUGAUUUGGACUCCUCCAGAAGACUAUAAAUUUCCUGUUUCCGAAAAAAGAAAUUUCAAAUUUCAAAGAAGUUGGUUGCUUAAAUAUAAAUGGUUGGCUUAUUCAGCAAUUAUGAAUGGCGUAUUUUGUAAGUAUUGUGUGUUGUUUUCUGUCGGAGGUGGAGGAAUUGGACAUCAAAAGUUGGGACUGUUAGUUAAAAAACCGUUUACAAACUGGAAAAAAGCUUUAGAAUCAUUUAGUUACCAUAACUCACUAGAGUAUCAUAAAACUUCAUUAUUAAAAUCAAACAUGAGAGCAGAAAUUGAUAACCAAAACAUUUUACCAGUUGAUUUACAAAUUUCGGAACAACAAUUAAAUUUCAUUAAUGAAAGUAAAAAAUGUUUGAUACCUAUAAUCGAAACUUUAAUAUUAUGUGGCCGGCAGGGUUUGGCCCUUCGUGGUUCAAAUGAUUCAGGGAGAAUAACCUCCGAAGAACCUUUAACUAACGAUGGUAAUUUUCGGGCUCUUUUAAGAUAUCGAGCAAAAACUGACGAUCAGCUUAGUACUUUUUUGCAAAAUUCCUCAAAAAAUGCCAUGUAUAUCAGUAACCGUAUACAAAACGAAUUUAUUGUCAUAUUUAAUAAUUUAAUUCAAAAACAGAUUAUUGAACGAGUCAAUAAAUCUCAAGCUUUUUCAGUAACAGCAGAUGAAACUGCCGAUAUUGCUGGCAUAGAACAAGUCUCAAUAUGUGUAAGGUAUUUAAAUAAUGAUGACGCUAAAUUAAAAAUACGUGAAGAUUUUUUAAGCUUUGUACCUGUAGCAGAUGUAACUGGGAAAGGUUUAUCAAAUGUUAUUUUGGAUUUCCUUGAAUAUUCUGGAAUUGACUGUGCGUAUUUAUUUGGACAAGGGUAUGACGGGGCUAGUACUAUGAGUGGUGAAUUUCACGGAGUUCAAGCGUAUAUCAGAGAAAAGUAUCAUUUAGCUCUCUACUCACACUGUGCUGCCCAUAGUUUCAAUUUGGCAGUUAGUGCCGCAUGUAGUAUCCCCCAAAUUAGAAACUGUCUUGGUACAGUCCAAUCUAUUUACAACUUCUUUAAUACACCAAAACGACAAAUUGCACUUCAUGAUGCAAUACAAAAUAAUGAAUUUUUGUUACAAGAAAAGAAAAAAAAACUUAAAAAAUACUGCGCAACAAGGUGGGUACAGCAGCAUGAAUCAAUUGGAACCUAUAUAGAUUUACAACCAGCUGUUAUUGACGCCUUAGAAAACAUUUCAAGUACUUGGACAGAUUCAAAAACAACAUCCGGAUCUUUUCAACUCCUUUCAGCAAUAAAAACCUUAGAGUUUCAAGUAUCAAUUCACGUUUUGCAUUCAGUACAUGCAUUGGCUUUAUCAUUGAGUAGAGUUUUACAAACAGAAAAUCAAGAUUUGGUUGAGGCUGUUAAGUUAGCAGACGCAGCAAAACACGAACUUGAAGAAAGAAGACAAUAUUCUACAGAAAACUUCAACAAAAUUUUUGUGACUGUAGAAGAUAUUUGUAAGAAGUACAAUAUACCUGUGACUAAACCAAGACUCGUAUCACGCCAAACUAACCGUUCUAACAUUAUAACAGACUCCGUAGCAGAUUAUUAUAAAAUUAUUAUUUACAUACCAUAUCAUGAUUUAUUUAUCACUCAUCUUCAAGAUCGCUUCCUCAAACAUCGAAAUAUUUUGUCCAACUUCUCAUGUCUUUUUCCUAUUGAAACUAAAUCUUUAGACAAAGUUGCUUGUAAAACGUUGUUUGAAAUCUACAGUUCAAUUUUACACGACGAUUCCCCAGAAAUUUGGAUAAGUGAGGUAGAAAUUUGGCGACGACGACUAGUUGGUAAAAAUAUUCGAAACGCCCUUGAUGCCCUUGAUAUUUGUAAUGCAGAUGCAUUUCCAAAUGUCCAUAAAAUGUUACGUGUUAUGUCAGUUUUGCCUGUGACUACAACGACUAAUGAAAGGUCGUUUUCUACAUUACGUCGGCUGAAAACUUACCUACGAUCAACAAUGGGCGAAGAUCGCUUAAAUGGACUGGCAUCAUUGAAUAUACAUCGUGAUAUAAACGUGGACAUAAAUCAAGCACUGAAUCAAUUCUUUUCAGUCCCUCGUCGAGUUAAUUUAUUAAAAAAAUGA